CAUCCCGCCACAGACUGACAAGUUUGUAAAUUUCAAAUUUCCCCAGGUUUGCCUGUUGAAACGCUUGUUUUUUCGCUACCAAAAGGAGAACAUAGGUUGUUUUUUUAGUGCAAGAGAAAGAUGGAUUCCCAAGCUCACGAGCCGAUGACACUAGGGUCGCCAACUCACGGCCCCAGCGCGGGGGGAGCGACGUUCCUGCCCGGCUUCCUUCUCGGCGAUCCUCCAGCUGCGCCGUCCCCAAGUUUCGGAGCCGGAAGAACGUGGUCUUCCCCGCAUCAGCUGAGCUCCAGUUUCAGCAGGCAGCAGUCGGUCAGCACCCCAUCCUCCCUUGGACCAGGCAGCGGGCUGGGCCGGUCCAUGAGUAUCCAGUCUGGCAGCACCCCCGGGUCUGGACACACCCACCUGACCCCUCGGUCAGACCGACUGGAAGGGAAAGGGACGACACUCCACAGCGUGUCCAAGGACAAGUCAGGGGCUCCGCCUGUCCAGGGGCUGUUCAGUCAUACCAGCACCCCAACUGGGGCUGUCUUCAGAGGUACCCCAGAAAGACAGCAGCUGGAAUUCUCAGUCAGCAGGACACCAGUACUUACAGGUGUGGCACAUACCACUCCUUCAGGAGGGGUGCUCUUCAGCCCAGGACCUACUCCCAGAGUUCAGAAUGUCCAGAAACCCAGCCCUCCAUCCCCGGCCCAGACCGACCCAUUCUACACCCAGGGGGAGGCUCUGACUGCCGAGGACCAGCUGGACGAGACGUGGGUGACGGUGUUCGGGUUCCCGCCUGCCGCGACGUCCUUCAUCUUACAGCAGUUCUCGCAGUACGGAAACAUUGUUAAACACGUGAUAGCCUCCAACGGCAACUGGCUGCACCUGCACUACCAGUCCAAGAUGCAAGCCAAGAAGGCCCUGAGUAAGAACGGGAAGGUGUUUGGUGGAAGCAUCAUGGUCGGUGUGACACUGUGUAUAGACAAGAGUGUCAUGGAACAGACAGUUGAACCAAGCACAGAAUCCAGCAGUAGCAGCGCUGUGUUCACUCCGAUAAGACCCAGGCACCAGUCCGAGGGAGCCGUAUCGAGGCAUACCCCCAUCAGGCCACUCACUGCUGCAUACAAGGCAGCAAGCAAUGAACAUGAAGUUGUAAAUGACUCGAAAACACCACAGAAGAAUGGCAACAUGGUUUACAAAGCAAUGGAAUAUAUGUUUGGGUGGUAAAUGAAUCUUGCAGCCUUUUCCCUUAAGGCUUUGUGUACAAAAAAUUCAGAUACAGUACAUCAUCAGUCUCAUAUCUUUGUCCUGUCUGUACUACUCAUGACUUUCAGAUAAACUUUCAGCAGUCACUUCAGAUUGUAACCUAAGACCAAGCUUACAAUCCUUUUUGGUCAAGUUUUCCCCGGUCAGAGUUGGGUCCAAACCAAAAAUGAUUACUAGUAUUCCAUCUAGGAACAAUGUGCACAAUACCCUUGGUGCACACAAUGGGCAUUUGCCAAAGUGAAUGCAUCCUUAGUUUAAUGGUGUAUCACAAACUUAUGGUUGGCUAUUACUAGUUUGCUUGACUUUUUAUGCUCUCCCUUUUGCAGGCAAGACAGAGCUUAUACUUUACAGUGAAAUCCUGGUAUGUU
This is a messenger RNA of Branchiostoma belcheri (Belcher's lancelet), 1616 nucleotides long. RefSeq names its product nucleoporin NUP53-like. Bases 121 to 1209 code for a protein of 362 amino acids. Gene Ontology annotation, molecular function: structural constituent of nuclear pore; single-stranded DNA binding; phospholipid binding. The transcript is spliced from 3 exons. Gene Ontology annotation, biological process: NLS-bearing protein import into nucleus; nuclear pore organization; regulation of DNA-templated transcription. Gene Ontology annotation, cellular component: nuclear membrane; nuclear pore central transport channel; nuclear pore nuclear basket. The record is from RefSeq and is a predicted model, not a curated record. NCBI's taxonomy places the organism in Eukaryota, Metazoa, Chordata, Leptocardii, Amphioxiformes, Branchiostomatidae.